Molecule: messenger RNA, 1074 nt
Organism: Rotaria sordida
Lineage: Eukaryota; Metazoa; Rotifera; Eurotatoria; Philodinida; Philodinidae
Source: the annotation of a GenBank genome assembly
AUGAAACCAACUGAAAAGACAGAUGAUGAUGAAUCGAAAUGUUCAAUGCAAACAAAACAACUUCGUAUUAAUAAUAUUAAUCGUGUUUAUGAUUAUUGUCUUAAUAAUGUAAUUUGUCGACGAACACAACUUUUAGAAUAUUUUGGUGAAUUAUUUCCAUCAUCUGAAUGUAAACGUAUAAUGUCAACUGAAUGUGAUAAUUGUCGACAAGUAUAUAAAACAUCAUCUAUUGAUUGUACACGAAUAUCAAUUGAAAUUUUAAAAUUAGUUUCAAAUUUAAAUCAAACAAAUUUAACAUUACCUUAUAUUAUUGAUAUUUUACGUGGAGUUAAUAAUAAAACAAUUCGAGAUGCUGGUCAUCAUCGUUUACAUGCAUUUAAUUCAUGUCAUCAAUUAACUCGACUUGAUCUCGAACGACUUAUUUCUCGUCUUAUAAUUGAUGGUUAUCUCAAACAAGAAUUUAUUGAUCAACAACCAUCUUCGAUCACAGCUUAUCUACGUCCGGGUAUUAAUGCUGUUCAAUUAACUUCUUCAAAUUCACAACGAUCUGGAAAUACGACAAAAAUUCAAAUUGAAUUAAUAAUUCGAAUUGAACAAGUGAAUAAUAAUAAUAAUAAUAAUAAUAAUAAUACAGAUGAAGAAAGAUCAAAUUCAAAACAAAAAUCAAUUGAACAAAUUAAUGAACAAUGUUUUAUUGAAUUAAAAAAAGAAUUGAAAAUUAUUUUUGGUACUUCUUCUUAUUCAAAUGUCAUUGCAGAACAAACAAUUAAAGAAUUAGUUAAAUUAAUGCCUCGAUCAAAAGAGAAAAUGAUUAAAAAUGUACAUGGAAUAACCGAAGAAUUAUAUAAACAACAUGAUUUUAAUCGUUUAUUACGUAUUUUACAACGUUUUGGAAGUCAACGUGAUGAAAUUAAACGAAAAGAUUCAAUACAAAAUUCAUCAGAUAGUGAACAUGAAAUAGAUUUUUCUUUAGAUUUUACUGAUCGAUCAAUAUAUGGCAAAAAACGACCAAUGGCAUCUGUUAUAACAACGACAAUUACAAAACGAAAAAGAGGACAUGGUAGUAGUUUUUAA